CCGGUCGGCGAACUGAAGGACAACUAGUUCGUAUGUUGCUUCUACAAGUCUGUUGUCAUCUGAUCCUAACCACUCCAUUCGGUGUUGUCUAUUCUUUGAACGCAUUCAAUCCGUCAACUCGCACACCAAACAUCGUCGGUAUACGUUACAUCUGUGUAAUGUGGACACAGGUUGAUUGUUUUCUCUCGUUUUUCCUGUAUAUUUUAUCGGGGAGUGUGUAUCGAGAGGAACUCCGCCGAUUGUUCAAAAUUACCAAAAGACAGAACGUCUUUGAAAAUCAUCACUUAACACUGACAAAAAGAAAUGAAUGUGGAGCAUAAAGCUAUGGCUAAUGAUGAGAAUUGUAUUUUACUCGAUGUUGUUUUCUAGUGAAACAAGUAUCAAGUGCAUUAAAUAUUUUCUUGCUUACACUUGUUAAUAUCAAUAUAUUGAAUUUGAGCUCAAAAUAAUGAAUACGCUGUUAUUGUAAGAGCAUAUAGUAUAUAUAGGCUUGUCUUCAUCAGUAUUUGCCGAAGAGUACGAAAGUCUUGUUGUAAUAUUUACGGCGCAUGCUUAGGUGAAUAAUCAGGUGAUUGCAGUUGAUAUUUGUUUUUCGCUCUGAUUCAAUCAAUUUCAUAUGAUAAGAUAUUUCUCAUAAAAUAAGUGGAGUUAGUAUUCAUCGACAUUCAUCUCUCCUCAUCAAUUAUGACCGAUCGCAUUAUUACAUCGAAGAAAAGUCAACAUGCGUUAGACCAGAAAAUGAUUCUAACGCCAAGCAAGUAUUUCUCGACUUAAGUUCAUUCUUCAAAUGAACACCAAACCGAUGCACGUAAACUACACAUACAUUCUUCUCUCCAUUCUUUAUUCUCAAGCAAGAUGUAUUCGUAUUGGUACAAUUUAUAAUGUCAGCUUGGUUGGUCAAACAGUUUCGCAAAUGAAUGUAACAUCGUGUGAUGAAUGUCUCUGUCGACUAGCAAAAAAUAUCACUUUUAUUUCGUUUAAUUGUCAUUUGUUGAGCAAAUCAUGUGAAAUAUUUAGAACUUACAAUGAAACUAUUAGUUAUCAACUAAUUAACAAUAUCAAUAGUUCAUUUUCUUUUAUUCAACUACCAGCAAGUACUUUAAUAACCACAGCAGUUACUACAUCCAUACAAACAACGACGACGACAACGACGGGGAGUCCGUGCUCAUAUACAGUUGCCGGCCAGUGUAAUUCAACUUCCGGAAGCGAUCGUUUUUCAUUGAAACAACCAAUCGAUAUUUAUCUUACUCGCAAUGAUAGCAUCCUCUAUGUAGCAGAUUUUGGAAAUACUCGUAUUCAACAAUUUCAGCUGUCCUCCAAAAAUGGAACAACGGUUCCAGUGUCUAUUCCCAAUGUUGGAGGUCUCUAUUACGAUGAUUAUGCGUCCAUAUUAUAUAUAGCUCAGACUGCUUACGAUAUAGUUUUCAGAUGGCCAUUAAAUAAAACGCUACCAUUGACUGGAGCAGCCAAGGCAUGCAGUGCAGCUGGUGGGUGGUUUGAUGGACCGUAUGGUAUUGUUGGUGAUGCACAAGGCAAUAUCUACGUGGCUCACUCAGAUUGUAAUACAGUCGUUAAAUGGGCGGCAAAUGCAACAACGCCUAUUCUCAUUGGUGGAUUAGGCGUGACUGGCAAUACUUCACGGCAUCUCAAUUUUCCUCGACAUAUGUACUUGGACGAGAAGAAUUCUUACAUUUACGUGGCAGAUUCAAACAAUCAUCGAAUUCAACGCUUUUCAACGAAUGGAAAUGGAAACCGUACUGGUGUGACUGUAGCGGGAGGAAAUGGUGCAGGUUCAGGAGCAAAUCAGUUGAAUACACCGACAGGCGUCUUUGUAUCACGGAAAGAUGGUUCGGUCUAUGUCAGUGAUCGAACUAACCAUCGAAUCCAAAAAUGGUUAACUAAUGCAACGUCUGGUGUGACAGUCGUAGGCAAUAUGAAUGGCACUUCGGGCAACACGACUUUCACUCUUAACCAACCUUAUACAGUGGUUCUUGAUCAAAAUGAAACCUAUAUGUAUAUUGCUGAUUUUUCAAAUAAUCGUAUCCAACGUUAUCCAGUUGUCUGA
Molecule: messenger RNA, 2065 nt
Organism: Adineta ricciae
Lineage: Eukaryota; Metazoa; Rotifera; Eurotatoria; Adinetida; Adinetidae
Source: the annotation of a GenBank genome assembly